This is a messenger RNA of Syngnathus typhle (broad-nosed pipefish), 1470 nucleotides long. RefSeq names its product carboxypeptidase M (gene cpm). Bases 83 to 1456 code for a protein of 457 amino acids. The transcript has 10 exons. Lineage: Eukaryota; Metazoa; Chordata; Actinopteri; Syngnathiformes; Syngnathidae. Gene Ontology annotation, molecular function: metallocarboxypeptidase activity; zinc ion binding. The record is from RefSeq and is a predicted model, not a curated record. Gene Ontology annotation, biological process: proteolysis. Gene Ontology annotation, cellular component: cell surface.
CCUCCCAAGAUCGCGUGGACGUCGACAAACUGAGAGCACGCAGGUAACUGAGGCUACGACAUGACGUCACCGCGCUCUUUCAAUGACCUUUUGGACCCUGAGUGGAAAACUUUAUAUUGCUUUUGUCAUGUCGGACCGCCAGCUCUUCCUCGUCUUCAUGCUUGUCCCCGCCGCUAUGACUCUGGACUUUCGUUACCACAGCAACCGCGAGAUAGAGCAUUACCUUCUUCAGGUCAACGCUACCAAUCCAGACAUUGCGCACCUGUACAGCAUCGGACGCUCAGUCGCAGGUCAACAGCUGUGGGUGUUGGCUUUGGGUCUGAGCCCCCACCGUCACACAAUUGGGAUCCCCGAGUUCAAGUAUGUGGCCAACAUGCAUGGAAAUGAGGUUCUGGGCCGCGAGCUGCUUCUGCAGCUAGUGGCCGACCUGGUGCGUGGUUACCGUGGCAACGAGAGCUGGGCCAUGCAGAUUCUGAACAGCACGCGUGUCCACUUCCUGCCCACGAUGAACCCAGACGGCUUCGACCGGGCUGACAGCAACUGCCAGCUCAGCCAAGGAAGGUUCAACCAUAAUGGCGUGGACCUGAAUAGAAACUUCCCUGAUGCCUUCGCUGAUCCACCGGGGCAGCAUGUCACGGACGACGACAGCGGCAGAGAGGCUGAGGUGCGGGCCGUGAUGGGCUGGUUGAAGACGGAGACGUUUGUCCUCUCGGCCAACCUCCACGGCGGCGCCCUGGUGGCCAGCUAUGCUUACGACAACAGCGGUGACGACCUGGUGGGUGAGGCCAGCUUGACGCCCGACGAUGACGUCUUUGUCCACCUGGCCAAGGUGUAUUCGGCUAACCAUGCCAGUAUGCACAAGGGGGGUCACUGUGCAGACCAGGGACCCUUUAAGGACGGCAUCACUAACGGCUACCAGUGGUACCCGCUCUCGGGGGGUAUGCAGGACUACAACUACGUGUGGGCUCAGUGCCUGGAGGUGACGCUGGAGGUGUCAUGCUGCAAGUUCCCUCCGGCCGGGGAGCUGGUUGCCUUGUGGGCUGACAACAGGAGGAGUCUGCUGGCCUUCAUCCGCCAAGUCCACUUGGGGGUCAAAGGGCGCGUGCUAGAUGGGUCGGGGGUGGCCGUGCGCAACGCCGUGGUGGAGGUGACCGGUCGCCGCAACAUGCAGCCCUUCACGACCAACAAACACGGGGAAUACUACAGACUGCUGCUGCCGGGCAACUACACUUUCACUGUGACCUAUCCCGGCCACGAGGUGCUGACGGAGACUUUUGUCAUCCCUUUCGGCCCGGAGCGAAACUCGGCCCUGACGCAUGACUUUGUGUUGCGUCGCUACGCCACAGCAACGGGUGACCCCAUGCUCUCAACCACCAGGCCUUCGUCGUCGUCGCCGCCGCCAUGGACGCUGGCGCCGCUUGGAACGGCCCUUGCGUUGCAGCGCUUGAUCAGCUGAUGUUCUUUGCGAUG